Fonsecaea erecta is the source of this 4347-nucleotide messenger RNA. RefSeq lists its product as hypothetical. The record is from RefSeq and is a predicted model, not a curated record. Gene Ontology annotation, cellular component: membrane; fungal-type vacuole. Lineage: Eukaryota; Fungi; Ascomycota; Eurotiomycetes; Chaetothyriales; Herpotrichiellaceae. The transcript has a single exon. Gene Ontology annotation, molecular function: ATP binding; ATP hydrolysis activity; ABC-type peptide transporter activity. The coding region runs from base 1 to 4347 and encodes 1448 amino acids. Gene Ontology annotation, biological process: transmembrane transport.
AUGGGCUCAAAAUCGAACGGUGCAAAGUCAAGACUUUCGAAAAUAUGCCCAAGACCGUUUAUCGAAGAACCUGUCAUCGACUUGGACACUGAACAAAAGGCUUCGGCAACGUCAUGGGCCGCACUAUGCCUCUUUGUACUCUCGGUGGUCGGAUCUGCGACGCAGCUUGUCGUUGCAGUUAACGCCUCGUGGUCAAGAGUCACUGCGGCGCUUUGGGUUGCUGCAGGGCUCCAUGUUGCCUUAUGGCGCCCCAGGACCGGCUCGAUAUUUCUUUUCGUCGACUUUGUGGCCAUUCUAGCACUGGAAGUGGGCAUAGUGGCGACUCAUUUCUACGAAAACCUGGCUAGCAGGAACGCAGUGCUUACGUCCUGUGGUGCGGGACUCGCCGCCGCUGCCACUAUGGUUGUUGUCAAUAUGCCACUUCGCGACCCAGCUUUGAGCUGCGUGGAGAUUGGUCGUCCCUUCAGUACACCUUCUCAUACAUUGCGAUCUCCUGAAGACAGCUUAACGCUACUACAAUGGAUGACGGUGUCCUGGUUGUCACCUCUGAUUAAGAUUGGAAAUAGAAGACAGCUCCAUGACGAAGAUGUCUGGGCCCUCUCCUAUGAGUUUCAACACCAACACCUUCACAACGCUUUCCGCGUGCUCAAGGGGACUGUUGUGAAUCGUUUGCUGAAAGCAAACUGGAUUGACCUGGUACUGCUCACAAUCCUCGCCAUCAUAGAACUGGCCGCCAACUACUCCGCCCCCAUGAUUCUCCAAAAGCUUCUGCAGGUCAUGGAAACGACGGCCGUUGACAAACGACUAGCAAUCAUGUACGCGAUACUCACGCUUGUGGUCAGGGCGGUGGCUGCUCAGAGUGCAGUCUUUAGUCUGUGGUUUGGGAGACGUUGUUAUGAAAGGUCCCGUGGCGAGAUGAUCACUAUGUUAUACGAAAAGACUUUGAAUCGGAAAAUCCUUGGCGGUUUGCCUCAAGAAGCUGGUGCUCAGAUGGAUUCUACCUUGGAAGGAUCCACUGAUUCCUCCGACAUUAGAGAAGCGCGUCUUUUGCCUGAGCAAGCAGGAGUCGUCAGCGAGCAAGUCGAGCGAUCAAAAAGCUUCGCGAGUCGCGCCAGAAAGGCAAUUCAAAAAGCCAGAGCAUUCCUUUCCAGAGAGAAUCGCUCCAACACAACGAACUCACCGGCAUCGAUGGGAAAGAUUCUCAACUUGAUGCGGAAUGAUGUGUACGAAGUUGCUCAACGCUUCUGGGAAUUUCAAAGUUUGAUCAACAAACCGCUCGGUCUCGUGCUCUCCGUCUUUCUCCUCUGGCGGUUGCUUGGGUGGUCAUGCUUUGUUGGCGUCGCAGUAGUUGUUAUUGCACAGAUUUUCAACUAUAUUCUCGCUCGCAUCCUCAUCGGCUGGGAGAGGGAACGGCGCAAAGUCACCGAUAUUAAACUGGAAAAGAUCAGCCAGUAUGUCGAGGCCAUAAGGCAUCUGCGGUGGUACGGAUGGCACCUCACAUGGCUUGAUGGCGUCAUUACCGCCCGGCAGCGAGAGCUCAACUUGAGGAUCGUCACCUUUUUGUUGAAUUCUGUCAUCAGAUUUCUGAACUCUUUCGCCAGUGGCAUGCUCCCGGUCGCCACGUUCUAUGCCUACACUAUCGCAGCAGGUCAAGAGCUGCGCGUUGAUAUUGCUUUCCCAGCAUUGCAGCUUUUUUCACUUCUGCAGAACAAUAUUCGAGAACUACCCACGUUGAUCACAGUCUUACUGAAUGCCUCGGUUGCAGUCGGACGGAUCUCAGAUUUCAUUGCUGAACCCGACAAGAUUGAAGAAGCAUUGGUUCGAGAAUAUCUGGAUGAUCGGUUAGAACUACGCAAUGCCUCAUUUUCAUGGCCUGGUCUUCCGGGGACAGUGCUUCAUGGUCUCAGCCUCUCUUUUUGUCCAGGAUUGACGGUCGUGUUCGGUCCGGUAGCAUCAGGCAAGACUGCUCUGUUACAAGCUCUUCUCGGCGAACUUGAUCUGCGUCAGGGGAAAUUGAUGAAGCCACAAUCCCCGAUCGGUUAUUGUGCACAAACACCAUGGCUGCAAAGCAUGAGCAUUCGGGAAAAUAUACUUUUUAAUUCGCGAUACGACGAUAAUCGGUAUAAACAGACUUUGGAAGCAUGUGCACUUAUUCCGGAUCUUGCCAAUUUCAAACAUGGUGAUCUUUCCAAUAUUGGCGAGAACGGCAUCGGUUUAUCCGGCGGGCAGAAAGCCAGGGUUGCUCUUGCGAGAGCGGUGUACAGUCGAGCACAAAUUCUGUUGCUUGAUGACCCUCUCAGCGCCCUGGACCAACAAACUGCCGAAUGGAUUAUCAAGAGGUGUUUAUGUGGCAAUUUGAUGGAUGGUCGUAUCAUCGUCCUUGUUACUCACCGGACCGAUCUUUGUCAACAUGUUGCAUCACAACUAGUUGAGAUCAUCGACGGAACAGGUUUUCUGCAUCGAAAUGAUGAGGAAUUUUCGAAAGUCGAAUCGCCUACAGCACCCGAAACAGAAACAUUUGAAGCCGGGAACAGUGUCAAAACUAUCGAUGAAUCUGCCGCGAUACCGGAAAAAUUCGUAGAAGACGAGCACCGAGUCCAUGGUGGAGUCCAGUUUCAAGUUUAUUGGGAAUACAUCAAGGCUGGAACGCUAAGAUGGUGGUUUAUGGUCGUCUUGACGGCCGUCGUUUGUCGCGUCACUUAUGUGAGUGAAAGCUGGUUCCUCAAAGAAUGGGGAGAAGCAUACAACAAAGCCAAACUCCGGUUUCUGAGCCUCGAGAGCUUCGACCCCCAGGUGCAUCUUCUUGAAAGUCCAAUCUCAGGCUUGUUCGACGGGUUCCCCGACCCAGCGGUCAAUGUCCGACCCUGGCUUUUCGGCCUUUUUAUCAUCGUAAUCUGCGAGACCCUGGCCCUUAUGCUUUCACAGAUGUCCAUGUUGGUCGUCACAUACGCUGCUGCACGUCGAAUGUUCAGAGUCGUCAUGGAUCGCAUAAGUAACGCCAGCUUUUCUUUUUACGACGUGACGCCAGUGGGAAGGUUGAUGAAUCGAUUAACCUCUGAUAUGGGAACCGUGGACGGUAAUAUCGCCGAGCUGUUUCUCAUAGUUAUCUGGUAUGCCGUUGCUUGGAUCUCCUCCAUGAUCGUCAUUGCUAGCAUUACACCAAUUUUUCUGGCAUUCGCUAUCUCGCUCACGCUAGCAUUUGUGCUUAUCUUCCUACAAUUCCUCCCGACUUCACAAAGCUUGAGGCGGUUAGAGAUGGUUUCCCUGACUCCCUUGAUGUCGAAUUUCGGCGCUUUGCUGAAUGGCCUGAUGACCGUCAGGGCUUUCUGCGCACAAUCACAAUUCCAAGAAAGAAACAUUCAGGUCACGGACGCAUUCCAGAAGAUGGACCAUUUUUAUUGGAGUUUGCAAGCCUGGCUGAUGUACCGGUUCGACACAUUGUCAGCAGUGUCCACAUUCCUUCUGACCAUGCUCGCAAUUUUCUCAGACCUCUCGGCUGGCUUAACCGCAUUCGUCUUGAUCUCAGCAAACAAGUUUGUCCAGUCCACCCAUGCAAUUUGCAAAUCGUAUGGACAACUCCAACUCAACUUCGUGUCUGUCGAACGAGUGGUUGAAUUAACUCAUAUCGAACAAGAAAUGCCGAGUUCGGUUCAGCCGCCCGCGGCUUGGCCCACGUAUGGGAGCGAUGUCGUCUUUGAGGAUGUCACCAUUCGGUAUCAGCCUCAUCUGGAACCUGCACUAAUAAAUGUUUCGCUUCGCUUUAAGGGGGGAUCAACCAAUGCCAUUACGGGUCGAACAGGUUCGGGGAAGUCAACUCUAGCAAUGGCAUUGCUAGCAACCAUUACUCCCGAAUCAGGCCGGAUCCUGGUUGAUGGCAUCGACAUUGCGAAAGUUGAUAAACAGGCCCUGAGAAGCCGAAUAACCUUCCUUGCACAAGAACCCAUCCUCUUCCCUGGAUCCUUGCGUCACAAUCUUGAUCCAAUGAAGGAACACUCCGAUCUCGCCUGCCAAUCCGUACUAUCAAGAGUCUGCGGGAAGUAUGGGUGGACGCUCAAGACACAGGUUGACACAGGAGGAAAAAAUUUGAGUCAGGGACAACGACAAUUGGUGGGUCUCGCUCGAGCGAUAUUGCGGAGAAGCGCAAUAGUCAUCAUGGACGAAGCCACGGCCAGCAUCGACUUAGACACGUCUGCUCAGAUACAGCGUGUAUUAAGAGAGGAGUUGCAGCAAAGUACAAUCAUCACCAUCGCUCAUCGGACAUCAGCUGUGGAAAACGCCGACUUUUGCGUCGUGCUUUCAGCUGGUGGUGUUUCCUACCGGGGCCCAACUGAUGGGAUUGGAUUCUAA